UGGUCCACAUUUCCACCUUCCUGCAGCACCUGGUGAGCUCGUCCGAUCUCUCGUGGUUGUUGUGAAGCCAUAAAGAUGAAGUUGGCUGCUGUUUGCGUUGUGGUGCUAGUCCUGAUUGGCAGCUUCUGUGAUGCUCAGCCCCAAAUCAGCAAACUAAAAUACCCUCCAGUCCCACAAUAUCCUGCCAAAAACCCUCCAGAAGUCCAACAACAAAAGCAAACAUUUGAAAAAGAACUCACCUGGAAAUAUCCUGAAAACCCCCCUCCAGAAGUCAAGCCAGAAGUGCCAUUCGAGCUAAGGUACCCUGUGGCUGCUGCUACUGUUGCUGUCGAUUGCAGAGAGAGCAUAGCUCACGUGGAAGUCAAGGAGGACAUGUUUGGCAUUGGUCAGUUGGUCAGUCCAGCUGAUCUUACUCUGGGUACCUGUGGUCCAAUUUCAGAAGAUACUGUUGCUCAAGUGUUGAUUUUUGAAUCUGCGUUGCAAGACUGUGGGAGCACGCUGACAAUGACAGAUGACUCUUUUAUCUACACCUUCACCCUGAACUACAACCCCACACCUCUUGGCAGUGCUCCUGUUGUGAGGACCAACAAUGCUGCUGUAGUUGUGGAAUGCCACUACCCAAGAAAGCAAAACGUCAGCAGUCUUCCCCUCACUCCACACUGGGUUCCAUUUUCUGCAGUCAAGAUGGCAGAGGAAUUCUUGUACUUCACUCUGAAACUCAUGACUGAUGACUGGUUGUAUGAGAGGCCAAGCCACAUGUACUUCCUGGGAGACAUGAUUCAUAUAGAGGCAGCUGUAAAGGAGUACUUCCACGUACCUCUGCGUGUUUACGUGGACGAAUGUGUAGCUACUCUUUCACCUGAUGCUAACUCCAGUCCCAGCUAUGCCUUCAUUGAUAACCACGGAUGUUUUAUGGACGCCAGGAUCACAGGCUCUGACUCCAGGUUUAUGCCUCGCACCACGGAGGACAAGCUUCAGUUCCAGCUGGAGGCCUUCAGAUUCCAGGGUGCUGACAGUGGAGUGAUGUACAUCACGUGCCACUUGGUUGCCACAUCCGCUGCCUACGUCAUUGACACUGAACAUAGAGCUUGUUCUUACAUUAACGGAUGGACAGAGGUCAGUGGAGCUGAUGUUUGUGGCUCCUGCGAGUCUGGUACUUUUGUGCCAUAUGUCGCCCCAGUAAUUACACCUGGUGUAGCAACAGUGCCGAUACCCCCUGUAAUGCCACCCCCUGUAAUGCCACCCCCUGCACCACCUGCACCUCCUGCAUAUCCUCAAUACCCUUCUAAGUAUCCUACGAAGAUUAGGCCAUCACGUGAAGCAGCCAAGCUUGAAGGUAUUGAAUGGGAAGGUUUCGUCACCCUGGGCCCUAUCCCCGUCAAGGAGAAGAAGAAGGCCUAAAGGAUGAAGGUUUAACAUCGUCUUCUGCUGUCACCAUAAUCAUCAAAAUAAACAGUAUAAUUGGUUCA
Messenger RNA from Nothobranchius furzeri (turquoise killifish), 1469 nucleotides. RefSeq names its product zona pellucida sperm-binding protein 3. Lineage: Eukaryota; Metazoa; Chordata; Actinopteri; Cyprinodontiformes; Nothobranchiidae. The record is from RefSeq and is a predicted model, not a curated record.